ACCAAGAACAAUAUACAUCAAGUCCAUAAACAUGGCAACUCGCAAGCGGAAUGAAUUCCUAGACAUCCCCGACAGUGAAGAUGAGGGAAGUGAACGCGGCUACGACUCCGAGGCAGCGGAGGAGGAGAAGAGCAAAGGCCGCGCUUUGAAGCGGAGACGGAUGGAGUCGGCGAUGGGCUUGAGUGAUGAUGACGAUGAUAAUGCCGAAGGCUCAGAGGGUGAAUCUGAAGAGGAAAGCCGAUCCAGGACGAAAUCCAAAAAGGCAAAGCAAACACAAGACAACGACGAUGAUGACGACGCAUCGGAGAACGAGAACGAGGACGAAGAUGAAGAUGAAGACGACGACAACGACGACUACCUAAACAAAACGACAACCUUCGAAACCAAAAAAUCCAGCGCCGACAAAAAGCCCCUCAAACCCCUCGACAAAACCAAACCACCCAAGAAAAACAAAACCGGCGUCGUCUACUUCUCCUCCCUCCCACCGUACCUGAAACCCUUCGCGCUCAAGUCGCUCCUCGAAGCCCGCGGUUUCGAACCCAUCACCAAGGUCUUCCUGACGCCUGAAUCGGCGACUUCAGGCGCGCCCCGGAAACGGUCGAAUAAGCGUAAGACCUACGCGGAUGGAUGGGUGGAGUUUGCGUCGAAGAAGACGGCCAAGAUUUGUGCGGAGACGUUGAAUGCGUCGAUUGUGGGCGGGCGCAAGGGUGGCUGGUAUCAUGAUGAUGUGUGGAAUAUGAAGUAUCUGCGGGGAUUCAAGUGGGCGGAUCUCAUGGAGCAAGUGCAGAGGGAGAGAGGGGAGAGAGAGGCCCGCCGACGGGUGGAGGAUGCGAGGGCGAGGAAGGAGGAGAAGGUGUUUUUGUCUGGUGUGGAGAAGGGUAGAGUUCUUGAUGGGAUUACGAAGAAGAAUGAAGAGAAGAAGAAGCGGAAUGGCGAUGGGGGUGCUCGCAAGGUGGAUGUUAAGCCUCGGAUGCUAUUCAAGCAGAACGAAGUCAAGCAUGGCCGGGAUAAGCUCAAGGCCGGCGAUGAUCGUGCUGCCCUGGCGGAUGAUACGAAGAGGGUCUUGGGCAAGAUUUUCUAA
Messenger RNA from Aspergillus wentii DTO 134E9, 1081 nucleotides. RefSeq names its product RNA-binding ATPase activator ESF2. Gene Ontology annotation, cellular component: nucleolus. Gene Ontology annotation, molecular function: RNA binding. NCBI's taxonomy places the organism in Eukaryota, Fungi, Ascomycota, Eurotiomycetes, Eurotiales, Aspergillaceae. Gene Ontology annotation, biological process: endonucleolytic cleavage to generate mature 5'-end of SSU-rRNA from (SSU-rRNA, 5.8S rRNA, LSU-rRNA); endonucleolytic cleavage in ITS1 to separate SSU-rRNA from 5.8S rRNA and LSU-rRNA from tricistronic rRNA transcript (SSU-rRNA, 5.8S rRNA, LSU-rRNA); small-subunit processome assembly. The record is from RefSeq and is a predicted model, not a curated record. The coding region runs from base 32 to 1081 and encodes 349 amino acids. The transcript has a single exon.